Knipowitschia caucasica is the source of this 570-nucleotide messenger RNA. Lineage: Eukaryota; Metazoa; Chordata; Actinopteri; Gobiiformes; Gobiidae. The record is from the annotation of a GenBank genome assembly.
AUGGUCGCCACAAGCACUCUGAAGACGAAGAGCGGGGACUGCAUCUCGGAGCUGGUGGAGCGGCGCUGUGACCAGGCGUGCAUAGAGAAAGAGCUGGACUUCUGGGUAGAGCCAGAGAGGACUGCAGAUGUGAUCGAGGACAGGAACUGUCAGUUACUGGCCAAGAUGUUUGAGACUUGUUUGUCUCGGUCCAAAAAGAAUGCGCUGCACUGCUCCUCGGUGCUGGUCCCCGAGCGGCUGACCUGGAGGAUCGCCCGUGAGGUGCUGAAGCUGGCGUCCUGCGAGCCCUGUGGUCUGCGGGGCUGUGUGCUCUACGUCCACCUAGAGCUGGACAAAGGCGUGAAGCGGCUGGAACGCAUCGUGUACGACUCCUCUGUGGUGCCCACCUUCGAGCUGACUUUAGUGUUUAAACAGGACGGCACGGCCUGGCCCAGCCUCAGGGACUUCCUCUUCAUGGGGACGUGUUUUGCUCCUUCCUUUCGGCUCGCUCUUAAGCUCAGUCCAGGAUUCCGACUGGUCAAGAAGAAGCUGUACUCCUCCUCAGCUGGCACUGUGGUCGAGGAGUGCUGA